GCCACACCGCACAAAUUACCGUAGGGUUCCCAACCAACGCUCACGAUUCUCCCAGGUACUUGUCACACACACUUCGAUGUCUCGCUAUCGGCCGGAUAGCAAUGCUACCGCCCACAUGGCACUGGACCCCACCCCCUGCCCUGCACUCUGAGGCGGGAAGAGAAGAGCAGAGAAAAAUGGUCCUCCUUGGCUUGGCCCCUAUUUUAGGAUUAGAGAGAGAAAAACAAACCAAAACAAAGUUGUUGAAUUGUUUUUUUUUUUUUGUUUUCAAGACUAGAAAAAUUUUGGUUAGAAUUAUUUAUGGUAGUGAAGAAAGGAAACAGUUAGAGCUUGAUUUUUUUUGUUAUGAUGUUUUGAAGCCCAAUGAAACCAAUUAUUGGUUAAGAAAAUUUAAACAAAAAAAAAUGUUAGAAAACGACUAUAAUUUUCUAAGUUUGCUUACUCUUUGACUGGGAAAUCUUCAAAGCUUUGGAGUUUAGUCAGGCUUUGAGAGGGAAAAUAAAAACUGGGUUUUCAUCUGAUGUUGUUAAUACUUUAAAGACAAAUUUCUCUGUCGAAUGUGGGAAACGUUUCUCUUUUGGUUUUUGCUCUGUUGCUUAAGUUGGGUACAAUCUUUAUUUUUUGGUUUUAAGUUUGAAGAUUAGAUUCGUCUGGAGUUUCAGGUCAUGGCGCAAAUAAAAGUCAGGGACGAAAUGAUUCUUUGCGUCUUUCUUUUGAAGAUUUUGGGUUGAAAAAAUUUUGAUUUUUAUCUGUUACUCAUCCAGAUUCAAUUGCUCGAAGGUACCUCUGGAGGGUUUCCUUGUCCUUUCUGUGUCCAAAUAAGUUGGAACAUUGAAGAAAGUCCCAGUUUUUGAACUACUUGUGUAGGAAAUUUAAGUUCCUUUGGGUUCUGUUCUGUUCUGUUUUGUUUUGUAGGAUGCUGAAGAAACAUGGAGCACUUUUUAUGGGGUUUUGGAUUUUUAGCUAUGGUGGAUUUGAAGCUUUAAGAUAAGAAAGAAGAACUGUCCAUAUCUUCAGUUUCUCUUUGUUUUUCACGAUUUUGAUGUUUGUUCGUUGCUUUUUGCUUCUAUGGAGAAAAUAAGAAGUUGCACUCUCUCUUUGCUUUUGCUGCUGCUUCUUCUUUGCUUUCACCAAACAACUGUAGAAUGCAAAGAAAGGCUCAUUAGAUACCUCUCUUAUCAGCCUCUUUCACCUUCUAGGCCUCAAGAACUCAAGAUUGGACUCGAAAGGAUAAUUCUCAGCAUUGUGCUAGGAAUUCUAACUGGGUUGAUUGGAGCCGUUCUUUUUGCUGUAUUAAUCAAAUUUGCGGUUCGGUUCAUGAAUCAAACCCCAAUCCUCAAAGGUCCCGUUAUAUUUUCCCCGAAAAUAUCUUCUAAGACUCUCCAAUCAGCUCUUGCAAAUGAGAAUCAGUUGCUAGGAUCGAGCUCCAACGGCAAGUACUAUAAAACAGUUCUUGAUAAUGGGCUCACUGUUGCAGUCAAAGUCCUUGAGCCCUUUGAUAGUGGUUCACCGGAAAGGCAGAGAAAGUCCGUGAAGAGAAGGAUACAACAAGAACUGGAGGUUCUUGCUACCUUGAGACACAGGCAUUUGAUGAGUUUAAGGGCUUAUGUUGGUGAAUCUGAUAGGUUUUCUUUGGUUUAUGAUUAUAUGCCAACGGGGAGCCUUGAGGAUGCAAUGAAUAGAGUUAGGGGAAAUCAGCUGCAGCUUGGAUGGGAUGUCAGGCUCAGGAUUGCUGUCGGAGUGAUUAAGGUUCUUCAAUAUCUUCACUUUACUUGCAUCCCUCAGAUUUUGCACUACAACUUGAAGCCCACAAAUGUGAUGUUAGAUGCUGAAUUUGAACCAAGGCUGGCAGAUUGUGGUUUGGCUAAGCGCAUGCCUAAUAUAGAUAGGGCAACUUCAGGUUACGGUGCACCAGAGUGUUUCCAGAACUGCAGGUAUACUGAUAAGAGUGAUAUCUUUAGCUUUGGGAUGAUAUUGGGUGUUCUCUUGACUGGUAGAUAUCCCACUGAUCCAAUUUUCCUUGAAGCAGACAGUGGAGGGAGUUUAGGACAGUGGCUACGGCAUUUACAGCAGGCAGGGGAGGCAUGGGAAGCUCUAGAUAAAAGUAUUCUUGGGGAAGAAGUAAAGGAAGAUGAGAUGCUGAUGGCAGUGAGAAUUGCUGUUGUAUGCCUAUCAGAUUUGCCUGCUGAUAGGCCUUCUAGUGAUGAGCUUGUUCCCAUGUUAACCCAGCUGCAUAGUUUUUGAUUGAAAUGUUAGUAUGUUGAUACUAAAGCCUGUGCAGAUUCUAGGAAUAGGAUAUUUUUGGACUUCACUUUUGGUCUAUAAGCUGCUGUGGCUCUAUUUACAACAUGUGAAGAGACCAGGCAUUCUGUUCGCAUGCGGCUAUUGGUUCAUUUGAGCACCGUUCAAGUAUCUUAAUGUUUUCUCCAUUUGAAACUGGGCUUGCGGCAUUGUAUACAUGGCUAAUUCUAUAAGUGAAGACUGGCUGUGAAAGAGAUUUCUAACGCUGACAUUGUCUAUUUGAUCUGAUAACUGCGGGACACAUCUGCGUUAUAGUGUUCUUAAACAACUAAUUGUGGUGGGGUUUUCAUAGUUGUCUUUAUGUUGGGAAAACCUUUUUGAAAAUCACGGGUGCUUUUGCAGUAAAAUCAACUUAUUAUAGUAAUUUUCUUCAUGGAUUUCAAGGAUGGGAUUGAGAUUCUGUUUUUGGUCGGACAGGAACUAAUGCACCGUGCAUAUUGUUGGUUCUUUCCUGGUAACAGUAUGGUCUGGUUACCCAACUUGUAAAUCAUCCUGCUAUAAAUAACUUUUCAAGUGGGCUGUAAUAGGGAAACAGGUG
Durio zibethinus is the source of this 2839-nucleotide messenger RNA. Its product is annotated as inactive leucine-rich repeat receptor-like protein kinase CORYNE. NCBI's taxonomy places the organism in Eukaryota, Viridiplantae, Streptophyta, Magnoliopsida, Malvales, Malvaceae. Gene Ontology annotation, biological process: protein phosphorylation. Gene Ontology annotation, molecular function: ATP binding; protein kinase activity. The record is from RefSeq and is a predicted model, not a curated record. Gene Ontology annotation, cellular component: membrane.